AUGCAAAAUACUCGCCUUUCACGGUUGCUCAGAGUUUAUAUUUUCGAGUACGAACUCAGCGGAUCUACACUGGAGAGGAUUGAAUCAGUCCGUGACCUCGGAGUGAUCCUGACGAGCAACCUCAGUCCUGAUGAUCACGUAAUUUCAAUCGCGUCAAAGCCUUCUCGGGUGCUGGGAUUCAUCAUGACACCUUCAAUGAGAGAAUUAAGCAUUGGUGCCAUGAAAACUGUGUUUAUGUCUUUAGUAAGAUCUGUACUGGAGUUCAGAAGGCUUGUGUUGUCCUCCUACCAACUUGGUCAGAUCCAAGGAUUCCAGAAGACUCAGGUGAAGUUCUUGCGUGUUGAAGGACUGAAGAUUGGCUACAACUACUGA
Molecule: messenger RNA, 372 nt
Organism: Homalodisca vitripennis (glassy-winged sharpshooter)
Lineage: Eukaryota; Metazoa; Arthropoda; Insecta; Hemiptera; Cicadellidae
Exons: 1
Coding region: 1-372 (123 amino acids)
Source: RefSeq, a predicted model, not a curated record